AUGGGUGUGUCAAAGGAACAAGUUGAGUCAUCCUUGAACUCCAAACUUAACCCUUCCCAUCUUGAAGUAAUCGAUAUAUCUGGAGGGUGUGGCGCAAGUUUUUCUGUUGAGAUUGUGUCAGAACAAUUUGAAGGCAAAAGAUUACUGGAAAGGCAUAGAAUGGUGAAUGCUGCAUUAGAAGAGGAAAUGAAAGAGAUUCAUGCACUUUCUGUAAAGAAAGCUGUAACUCCAGAGCAGUGGAAAAAACAGCAAGAAUCCAACCAAUCAAACCCUGCUGCAUAG
Lathyrus sativus (Indian pea) is the source of this 282-nucleotide messenger RNA. NCBI's taxonomy places the organism in Eukaryota, Viridiplantae, Streptophyta, Magnoliopsida, Fabales, Fabaceae. The record is from the annotation of a GenBank genome assembly.